UACCUCCAAUUUGUAAACAGUUUAAGUGUUAGAUAACACUUUUAUAGUGUGUUAAUUGUUAUUAUUUUAUUUUCAGGUGAAGGAUUUAGUAUUUGAGUAUAUUGUGAAUGAAAUGCGUCCAUUAAGGACUUGUGAAAAAAAAAGUUUCAAAAGUUUAAUUGUAGGACUUACUGGAUCAAAUGAUGCUAUAGUUCCAAGCAGAAAACAGUUAUCAAAACAAUUAGAUUUAAAAUAUGAACUAUACGUUUCAAUGCUAACCGAUUUAAUAGCAAAACAUGAUUAUAUUUGUGCCACAGCCGAUAUAUGGAGUGCCAAUAACCGUAGUUACAUGGGAAUGACUUGUCACUUCAUAGACGAGAAAACAUAUUUUAGGCAAUCAUAUGUUAUUGGAUGUAUACGCAUUAAAGGAAGCCACAACUAUCAAAAUAUUAUUAUGUUAUCAACUUAUGACUCAUGCUUGGAAUAUUGUCUAAUUAUGUAAAUAUUCAAUAUUGUAAUAAAAUAC
Messenger RNA from Acyrthosiphon pisum (pea aphid), 505 nucleotides. RefSeq lists its product as uncharacterized. The record is from RefSeq and is a predicted model, not a curated record. Lineage: Eukaryota; Metazoa; Arthropoda; Insecta; Hemiptera; Aphididae. The coding region runs from base 113 to 481 and encodes 122 amino acids. The transcript is spliced from 2 exons.